AUGGCUGAUUCCGACGCCGACCUCUCGCGAGGGCCGGUUCUUCUGUCCUUUUCCCUUGCCACCGCCAGCUUCGCCCUGGCCACCACCUUUGUUCGAUUUUACAACCAUGCCGGCAUCUACGGCCGCUUCGGCGCCGACGACUACACCAGCGGGGCGGCCACUCUGGUGGCACUAAUUGGGACCGUCUUCGGCAUCAUCGAGGGCACCGCGUCAGAUCCGGUGCGCGCCUUAGAGUUCAAUGUGCUAGGCCAGCCGUGGUACCUCCUCAGCGUCACGCUCAGCAAGAUCUCGAUAUGUCUCUUUUUCAUGGGCCUCCUCCGGCGGGCGCGCCAGUGGAGGCUGCUGCUGGCUGGGCUUAUCGUCUUGCUGGCCGUCGUCAACCUGGCUUUUGCCCUGGCCGUCUACGUUCAGUGCCGGCCGUUGGACAAGGUGUGGAUUCCGUCGAUGGUCGGCAGCUGCUCGGAUCCACGCGUCCAGCUUUAUCUGGGAUAUGCGCAAGGCGGUGAGCCGUCCGUCGAGAUGCGACUUACUUGCCAGUAG
Molecule: messenger RNA, 540 nt
Organism: Thermothielavioides terrestris NRRL 8126
Lineage: Eukaryota; Fungi; Ascomycota; Sordariomycetes; Sordariales; Chaetomiaceae
Exons: 2
Coding region: 1-540 (179 amino acids)
Source: RefSeq, a predicted model, not a curated record